UCAUCGGAAAAGUUAUAUAAAUUCUAUUUACAAACUUUGAAUUACGCAUAAAAUAUUUUACUGGCGAAAUACGACGAUUUCGGUUCCGUUCCGUUCGUAUCGCAUUUUCGGUUACGAGUUUUAAAGAUGGCGGCCUACGUGAUAAAAUCCAGAAAUGUCGUUUCUAGAAUAUCUCAAGCGACUAGAAUAUGUAAAAGGCGAUAUUGUCAGAAGAAAAAUUAUCCUGUAAUUACGACUCAUUAUACAAUUAAACCUAGAGAAAAGGACGAACGAUGGAAAGAUGUCGACAUGAGUAGAGUCUCGGACGAAAGCGAUGUGGUCGUCGUCGGUGGAGGACCGGCCGGAAUGUCUGCCGCCAUUCGCCUAAAACAACUAGCUAAUGAGAAAGGAAAAGAGUUAAGAGUUUGUUUGGUUGAUAAAUCACCAGAAAUUGGUAAUUAUAUUAAUAAAAUAAAAUUACAAGACUUGAUACCUGAUGAUCUUGGGGCACCAUUAUAUACACCCGUUACUAAAGAUAAAUUUUAUAUUCUCACUGAAAAAGGAAGUUUUCCAGUACCAAUAUUUAAAGGUUUGCCUAUGCAUAAUGAAGGAAAUUACAUUGUUAGAUUGGGAAAUGUGGUUCGGUGGCUCGGAGAGCAAGCCGAAGAACUCGGGGUCGAAAUCUAUCCCGGAUACGGGGCUAGUGAGAUUCUUUAUCACGAAGACGGUAGUGUAAAAGGUAUUGCAACAAAUGACGUAGGAGUUGCUAAAGACGGUUCGCCCAAAGAUAAUUUUGAACGAGGUAUGGAAUUACAUGCAAAGUGCACCAUUUUUGCUGAAGGAUGCCACGGUCAUUUGUCGAAACAGUUGUUUAAGACAUUUAACCUUCGAGAGAAAUGUGAACCUCAAACUUACGGAAUAGGAUUUAAAGAAAUAUGGGAAAUUGAUCCGUCGCAACAUCAUCCGGGACAGGUGAUGCACACAGUUGGAUGGCCGUUGGAUUAUAAAACUUAUGGUGGAUCGUUUCUGUAUCAUCUGGGCGAAGGACAGCCUUUGAUUGCUGUAGGAUUUGUCGUUGGGUUAGAUUAUGAAAAUCCAUACUUAAAUCCGUUUAAAGAAUUUCAACGUUUUAAAUUACAUCCCAGUAUAAGAAAGACUUUUGAGGGUGGGAAAAGAAUUGCAUACGGUGCAAGAGCAUUGAACGAAGGCGGUUUUCAGUGUAUUCCAAAAUUAACAUUUCCUGGAGGUUGCCUGAUAGGCUGCAGUGCCGGUUUCAUGAACGUGCCUAAAGUUAAAGGAACACAUAAUGCAAUGAAGAGUGCCAUUGUUGCAGCUGAAAGUAUUUUUGAUACUUUGUUUGACGAAAAUUAUAAAUCGCCUACAACAGGAAUAGAACCUAUUCAUUACGAAGAACGUCUUAAAAAUAGUUGGGUUUGGAAAGAAUUGAAAUCCGUUAGGAAUAUUCGACCUUCUUUUCACGGUCCUCUUGGCAUUUAUGGUGGACUUUUUUAUACGGGGCUAUUUUACGUAUUGGGAAGAGGAAAGGAACCUUGGACAUUGAGUCAUAAAGGUGCCGACGCGGGAAAAUUAAAACCCGCCUCUGAAUGCAAACCCAUUGCCUAUCCCAAGCCAGAUAAUGUAAUUACUUUCGACCUGUUGACAUCAGUGGCACUGACUAACACCAAUCACGAAGAAAAUCAACCUCCGCAUUUGACACUCAGGGACGACACGAUACCGGUAGAUCGCAAUUUGAAAGUGUUUGACGGUCCAGAACAGAGAUUCUGUCCUGCAGGCGUAUACGAAUUUGUUCCAUUGGAAGACGGAAAAACUACAAGACUGCAGAUCAAUGCCCAGAACUGUAUUCAUUGUAAAACCUGUGAUAUAAAAGAUCCCAGUCAAAAUAUUAAUUGGGUCACGCCGGAGAGUGGAGGAGGACCCUCUUAUAACGGAAUGUAAAUAAAACCGAGGUAUCGUUAUAACAAAUGGAAGAGACGAGUCCGAAGUAUCUUUACUCGCAACGAAGAUAAUACAAGAAUUCGUUUCUAGUAUUUUGUGUCUAAACAAACGAGUAUUGUUAAAUUUUGCGGUCGUUUUUUAGACAAUAAUUUUGUUGUUUUUUAAAACAAAACUAUUUUUAUACUUGUUUUUUUGUAUUAAAAAAUGGGCGAAUAAUAAUUUUGUAUUGUUAAAUUCCAAAAUGCAUUGGAUUAUUCUUUCCCUUCUUUUGUUUUGUAAAUCAAAAGCUUAAUUGUUACGUGCAAUGCACAAAUGUAUAUUAAAUUGUAUAAUGUAUAUAACCCUUUCGUGUGUGUAUAUAUAUAUAACAUUUAAAAUUGAGAAAUCGAAUAAAUAUUUUAUA
Messenger RNA from Centruroides sculpturatus (bark scorpion), 2338 nucleotides. RefSeq names its product electron transfer flavoprotein-ubiquinone oxidoreductase, mitochondrial-like (gene Etf-QO). Gene Ontology annotation, cellular component: mitochondrial inner membrane. NCBI's taxonomy places the organism in Eukaryota, Metazoa, Arthropoda, Arachnida, Scorpiones, Buthidae. The record is from RefSeq and is a predicted model, not a curated record. Bases 127 to 1935 code for a protein of 602 amino acids. The transcript is spliced from 14 exons. Gene Ontology annotation, biological process: electron transport chain. Gene Ontology annotation, molecular function: iron-sulfur cluster binding; electron-transferring-flavoprotein dehydrogenase activity.